Messenger RNA from Knipowitschia caucasica, 357 nucleotides. The record is from the annotation of a GenBank genome assembly. NCBI's taxonomy places the organism in Eukaryota, Metazoa, Chordata, Actinopteri, Gobiiformes, Gobiidae.
AUGUCCAAAGAACCAGCCAAGGACCAUUCUGGAACCAGCCAAGGACCAGUCGAGAACCAGUCAAGGACCAGUCGAGAACCAGUCAAGAACCAGCCGAGGACCAGUCGAGAAACAGUGAAGAACCAGCCUGGAACCAGUCAAGAACCAACCUGGAACCAGCCACGGACCAGUCUGGACCCCGCCUGGAACCAGCCAAGGAUCAGUCUGGAACCAGCCUGGAACCAGUCAAGAACCAGCCUGGAACCAGCCAAGGAUCAGUCUGGAACCAGCCUAGAACCAGGCAAGAAGCAGGCAAGGACCAGCCAAGAACCAACCUGGAACCAACCAAGGACCAGCCACGGACCAGCCUGGAACUAG